AUGAAACACGAUUGUCCAAAAGGAAACAGAGGAGAUGUCACUGUGGUUAUUUGUCCGUUUUGUGCUACAGCAGUUCGGUUAAACCCUGACGAAGUUCCAAACGUGGCUUGGGAGGAACAUGUUAAUUCAGUUUGUGAUUACUCAAACGACGAAAAAGCUGUUAAGAAGAAGAAGAUAUGCCCUGUUCCAAGUUGUUCUGGACCGAAGAAACCUUCAGAUUCGAGUGAAAACACAAAAGUAGCUCCAAGUGCUCCAGCAUCAUCAUCGUCAUCAUCUUCAAGAUCGUCUAGUCUUUUGGCUUCAUUGGAAGCAGGUAUUAGAAAGAAAAGAUUGAAUACGACCAGGGUACGUGGAGAUUCUAGAUUGAAUCGGACCAGGGUAGAAAGAAGAGAGAUUAGUCAGGAAGAAGUAGCAGCAGCAAAUUUGAAGGAUGCGUAUCUCAAAGCUUACCACAGCGCUCUAAUGAAGCAGAAGUUAAAAGCUCAAUAA
Molecule: messenger RNA, 489 nt
Organism: Camelina sativa (false flax)
Lineage: Eukaryota; Viridiplantae; Streptophyta; Magnoliopsida; Brassicales; Brassicaceae
Source: RefSeq, a predicted model, not a curated record